GCGAUAAAUUGAAGCAGCUGUGGGAAGAGAGAGAAAUAAAAGGGUUCGACAACAGGUGGAAAUAAAUCGAGCGUCGACAAAGAAAUAUUCAGAUUUUUACACUUCUUACACCUGAAGAUGAAGACACUGGUGUUUGUCUCACUGUGUCUAACAGUGACUCUUGCCAUGCCUCCAAAUCCUGGUCUGACUAAGGGAAACCAGAGCCCUCUGGUGGGAGACAAAGUUACUCUACAGGGUCAUGUGGAGGUGGAGGUUCCUGCACCAAAGGCUGAACUGAGACCCAAGGAGCAGCAGGAGAAGAUGUCUCCAGUGGUGGAAGUAGAGGAUGAAGCUAAGCCACAAGUUAAGGUGGAGCAAGAGGUUAAAGAGGAACCGGAGAUGAAAGCAGAGUUAGAGCUUGAAGCAAAACCAGAGGUGAAGGUGGAGCAAGAGGUUAAAGAGGAUCCAGAGAUGAAGGUGGAGCAAGAUGUUAAAGAGGAACCAGAGGUGAAGGUGGAGCAAGAGGUUAAAGAGGAACCAGAGAUGAAGGUGGAGCAAGAGCUUCCUGAAGAACCAGAGAUGAAGGUGGAGCAAGAGAUUAAAGAAGAACCAGAGAUGAAAGUAGAGCUAGAGCUUGAAGCAAAACCAGAGGUUAAGGUGGAGCAAGAUGUUAAAGAGGAACCAGAGGUGAAGGUGGAGCAAGAGGUUAAAGAGGAACCAGAGAUGAAGGUGGAGCAAGAGGUUAAAGAAGAACCAGAGAUGAAAGUAGAGCUAGAGCUUGAAGCAAAACCAGAGGUGAAGGUGGAGCAAGAUGUUAAAGAGGAACCAGAUGUGAAGGUGGAGCAAGACCUUCAAGAAGAACCAGAUUUUGAGAAGGAGCAGGAGCGUAUGAUGGAGCUAGAGCUUAAAUUGAGACGAGAUGUAAAUGCAGGGCAGGAGCUUCAAACAGGGCAAAACCCUGAAGAAGGGUCGGAGGUCAAGGUGGUGCCAGAGGAUGUAGACCAACCAGAAUUUAAGGAGGAACAUGAAGGUGAGGUGAUGAAUCUGAAGGCAGAGUAUGGAGCAGCUCACACUGAAGGUUUGGUCGAGCCACUGGAUGAUGACAGUGUCAUGUUCCCAGAGGAGGAGAACGAUCCUGCUGAUGGAAUUCUGCCAGUAGAGGAGGAAGAGGAGGGGCGUCAAGUGAGGAACGCCGAAUUGGUUUCAGAUGAAGAUCCAUUCACAGAACUGAAGCCUGAGAUGAUGAAAGAGACCUUACAAGAUGAAGAACUCAUAUCAUACAUGGGUAUCAUGGAUGAAGGGCCAGCGCUGGACUCUCUGGGGCAGCCGAUGUUAUCUUCAGAGAGCUAUUUCCCAGAGGCGGAGUCGGGGAGGGAGGCCUUCACACUGCAAGAUGUUCCUCCAGCAGAAGAAGAACCUGGCCGUGGGAUUGUCAGAGAGCUGCAAGUCUCUGAUCAGGGGGAGAAAACAUCUCAAGGGGGGAGCUGUUCCUCUGGUGUCGUGCUCGAGGGCAAGUGUUACCAAUUCUUCAAGAAACCAAAGGUGGCUGCAGAUGCAGAGUUCUUCUGCCAGAGAAGCUUCUCUGGAGGUCACCUGGCCUCCAUCACGAGCCAGAGCGCCCACAUGGAGAUGAUGAACUUAAUGAUGAGACACAAUGGCAGAUACACGCGCACCUGGAUUGGAGGCUUACGAUAUUUGGACACCGGUCGCUUCCUCUGGUUGGAUGGAGCAGAGUGGACUUAUGCAGACUGGCUGUUAGGAGAACCCAACCACACAGCAAACGUGGAGAAUUGUGUGGAAGUUCUGGCAAAUGGAAAGUUUAAUGACUUCACGUGUUGGGAGCCUCAGCCUUUCAUCUGCUCCUUCCCUCUUCAGUGAAAGUGCAGCGACACACACAGUUUCUUUUCGUGUCCAACAACAAACACACAUGUACACUUGUAUAAACAGAAAAAGAAAAAGUGAUGUUAUAUCACCUCAACUCAUUUGUGUUAAUAAAAUGAAUGAAUAAGCCUCUUGUUGAAAUGACUUGUAAAUAAGAAUUAUUUUGGUUUUUAUUUGGUUUGGAUAUUUUCUUUUGUUGUGUUGCUAAAGAAAGCAAGAUGGUUUAGUCUUGAUUUAUGAUUAUUUUCCCUCUGAAACUCACAAUAAACUGAAUUUAAAUUUGA
This is a messenger RNA of Solea senegalensis (Senegalese sole), 2144 nucleotides long. RefSeq names its product probable inactive protein kinase DDB_G0270444. The coding region runs from base 118 to 1857 and encodes 579 amino acids. The record is from RefSeq and is a predicted model, not a curated record. Lineage: Eukaryota; Metazoa; Chordata; Actinopteri; Pleuronectiformes; Soleidae. The transcript is spliced from 7 exons. Gene Ontology annotation, molecular function: signaling receptor activity.